Marchantia polymorpha subsp. ruderalis is the source of this 1498-nucleotide messenger RNA. The record is from the annotation of a GenBank genome assembly. Lineage: Eukaryota; Viridiplantae; Streptophyta; Marchantiopsida; Marchantiales; Marchantiaceae.
GAAUGUGACACUCGUGCUCUUGCCACAUCCUUUCCCAAACCCAGAGCUUCGAUCACUUCGUCAGCGGCAUCGACCAAUUCCCAGACAUAUCUCUAAUUCUGGCACAUCGAUCUAUUCGGCGGUCGCAAGGGCCGUGGCAACACAAGGUGAUUAGAAUGGGGAUCCGCGGCCACGUACACCCUGCGUCAGCAUGAAGAUUCAGAUUCCACUGAAUUUCAUGAAUUCCGCGCGGACCUGAAGACGCACUGAAGGCGUCUUCGACUUCCGCGUCAACCCCAUUUUCGGCAUCGAGGCGGCGCGGUGUGGACUGGCAGACACCUUCGAGCAUAAACCUCUUCCCUUCCGCGCUUUGCGUCAGGUCUACCGCCAUCGGCAACGCAGAGGGAGGCAAACGUUCAACUUGUUAGGGAAGUUUUGACUGCUGAAUCCAUCAUCUUCAGCUUGAAGAGCGAAACUCUUUCUUUUCAUUAUUUCACAAUAUUACAAUUUCAGAGGCAGAACUGCCUUAUCGGCUAAAACACCUUUCUCGACGCGGAAAAGAAAGGUUCGAAUGAUGGACCCUGAGCAGAAGCUGGCACCCGAGAAUUCACAUAGCGGGAAAAUUUGCAGAGAAGUGAAGGAUGAUCCUACUCGAGCUUCAGGAGUUGCGACAGACGACAAGAGUGUGGCAGACACGCAUACCGAUACGGACGCGGAGGAGAGCCUGUUGCAAUCGGUUUCAGAUUUUAUCACCGAAUCUGUUCAUACGUUGAAAGAUACUGUUUCAGGCAGCGCAGGAGGUGGAGAGGAGAAAAGUGUCUUGCAGUCCAUGGGAACAAGAAUUGCCAAUUCAGCGCAUUCUAUGAAGGACACGGUGAUGGGAGGCACCAAUGGAAAAAUCCUAACAGAUCCAGACGAAACGGGAGAAGCAUCUAUACUAGUCCAUUCCAUCCUGGACUGAGGUUGAGACACAGGUUUUAGAUUACGUCGGAGUAAACUUGAUAGAACGAUUCGAGGAUGAAUCAUACGAGCAUACAAUGGGAUUGUCAAAAUUAGAAGGAAUUGACUACCCCGUUAACUGAAUCGACAGGGCAAUGAUCUGCAUCGGAUAGUCAUGGUAGCCACGGUUACUUCAGUUUUCGCGUGUAUGGGGCAGGCUUUUUCCGAACGACUGCGAUGGAAACAAUUAUCAUAUUUCCAAUUAUGUUUGAAAGUAGAACCACGAAUUCUUUUGCAAAAGCCGAAGAGAGUAAUUAUAUAAUUUCUGGGUACACAUUUCAGCUAGUUUACACCAGGUACGAAAACUAGGGCCAAUUCAAAUUGGCUUGAUACCUGUGAACCCAAGUGAUUGAUUUGACCUCAUGAGUUUUGAGUAUUUUGAUCACUGGAAAGGCUAGUAGAUUUGUAUAUUGAAACUUUACGAAGUGCAUCUAUUUUACAGUAAAUACAUCCUGAUUGUCUUCGUGUGCACAAUGCACAUUUUUCUGUUCCGCAUGUCAGAUGAAUUGACUUUUGAAUA